Messenger RNA from Cyphellophora attinorum, 1854 nucleotides. RefSeq names its product Sucrose-6-phosphate hydrolase. The transcript is spliced from 2 exons. Lineage: Eukaryota; Fungi; Ascomycota; Eurotiomycetes; Chaetothyriales; Cyphellophoraceae. Bases 1 to 1854 code for a protein of 617 amino acids. The record is from RefSeq and is a predicted model, not a curated record. Gene Ontology annotation, molecular function: sucrose alpha-glucosidase activity. Gene Ontology annotation, biological process: sucrose catabolic process.
AUGGCUCUGGAAGUCCUGUUUCCGGAUGUUCAAACCUUAGGACUAGACGAAAUCUCCAAGUCUACCUUUACAAAUACCAUACUUGAGCGGUACGACAAAUCUCCAGCGCCUUCGACACUACCAUCCGUGCAGCUUGAUGUCCGAAAAUGGCAGGAACAAGCUCACUCGCUGCCACAAUGGCGACCAAGGUACCAUAUCACAGCGCCUCGCGGCUGGAUGAACGACCCUUGUGCACCCGGGUACGAUGUUCGAACAGGUCAAUACCAUGUCAACUUCCAAUGGAACCCGUCAAGCUGCAGCUGGGAACCGCCGUCGUGGGGUACUGCUUGUUCUUCUGAUUUCAUGAACUGGAGAGUAUCAUCACGCGAAGCAAUGAAUCCGACGUCGACGCAAGAUUUCAGUGGCGUCUUCACAGGCUGUAUGCUUCCUUCACGAUCCUGCCAGGGCGUGACGAAACCCAAUCGCAAGCAGGUAGCGUUUUACACUUCUGCUCAGUCCCUACCGAUCCACUACACCUUGCCGUACAGACGAGGCAGUGAGAAACUUGCCCUUGCGACUUCAUCAGACAGUGGCAUGACAUGGCAGAGAUGUCCAGACAAUAUCACUCUUGAAGAGCCUCCACCUGGACUUGAUAUUACAGGCUGGCGAGAUCCGUACAUCGGAGAGUGGCAUGCUCUUGACGAGGUACUCGGCACACGUCGAGGUCAACUAUACGGCGUUGUGUCUGGUGGUCUCCGUGGCGAAACUCCCACGGUUUUCUUGUAUCACAUCGACACAGUGGAUCCAACGAAAUGGACAUACCUCAGCUCGCUGACGAGCGUGGGCCUCAACUACAACCCCUCACGGUGGACAGGUGACUUUGGCAUUAAUUGGGAAGUCUGCAACUUUCUGAGCCUACAAGAUGAGGCGGACAAGACUCACUCCUUCCUCAUUAUCAGUGCUGAGGGCAUCACCAAGUCAGACAGCAGGAGUGGUGAGAUCAGUAAAGAUCAUCGUCAGAUUAUCGAUACGGCGGAGUACUUGACCAUGCUGCUUCUACGCUCCAAUGGCUUCUGGGACCCGGCGACCGGUCACUUUGUCACAAUAGGCUGGCUAUUCGAAGAAGAUCUGCCGCAAACCGCCGUGCAGAAGCAAGGCUGGAGUGGCUGCCUAUCUACCCCGAGGAUCUUGCAACUCAGGACGUGGGAAAGGGUCGCGCGGUCCUUGAAGACGCCGUUGGGCGAAUUGAGCUGCUUCGACAGUACAGCGGAUGCCAGUGGGACUUACACAAUGAGGACAUUGACCGCCAUGCCAGACCCGCGGCUCCAGGACAUGCGCGGUCCGCCUUUUACACUAUUGGAUGGCUCAAUUAUUGACUUUCCUGAGAAUGGGUGUGCUUCCUGGGAGCUCGACCUGGACUUCUGUAUGUCAAAUCGAAGCCAGCGCAUGGGAUUCGACAUUUUCCAUUCUCCCGACCAUAGCCAGCUUACAAGGGUUUACUUCGAGCCUCUUUCGGAAAUACUCACAGUCGACCGUUCACGGUCAACUACGAUUAGAGGUGUUGGCACUGGGAAGAAGACAGCGCCACACACGCUGUUCGAGAUCGAGGGCAACGACAACAGCGCUAUGCUUGAAGACCUUACUUUCCAUGCCUUCUACGAUGCCAGUGUGCUCGAGAUUUUCGUCAACGAACGGACGGCUCUGUCGACUCGGGUGUAUCCUGAUUCUGGAACUGUGUACGGCAUCAAGGCUUUCUGUGAGGUGGAUGUGGAUUAUGCAACGAGGGAUGAGGCUCUUCAGCAAACUACCGAGCGACAUUCUAGCGUGGAGAGAAUGCAGGCAUGGCCGCUAAACGGUGUAGUCACUUCCCUAUGA